UAUUUAUUUGGUCAUAAUCAUCUCAAUUCUGAUUUUAGAGGAAAUGGAAGCUACCGCUGUUGACAGCGGCAAUGGAACCGAGACUGGACAUAUCAUUGUGACUACUAUUGGUGGUAAAAAUGGUCAGCCAAAGCAGACUAUAAGCUAUAUGGCAGAGCGUCUUAUAGGACAUGUAUCAUUUGGAGUUGUCUUCCAGGAUAAGUGCUUGGAAACUGGUGAAACUGUGGCUAUUAAAAAGGUUCUUCAAGACAAGAGGUAUAAGAACCAGGAAUUGCAUCAAUAUACUUUGAUUCUUUGUUCUGUGUUGUGUUUUUUGGAGAUGCAUGAAUAUACUUGGAUUCUUUGUUCUUUGUGUUGUGCUUUUUGA
Vicia villosa (hairy vetch) is the source of this 367-nucleotide messenger RNA. Its product is annotated as glycogen synthase kinase-3 homolog MsK-3-like. Gene Ontology annotation, cellular component: cytoplasm. Bases 44 to 367 code for a protein of 107 amino acids. Gene Ontology annotation, molecular function: protein serine/threonine kinase activity. The record is from RefSeq and is a predicted model, not a curated record. Gene Ontology annotation, biological process: signal transduction. The transcript has 3 exons. NCBI's taxonomy places the organism in Eukaryota, Viridiplantae, Streptophyta, Magnoliopsida, Fabales, Fabaceae.